UGCCAGGCUCGGACCAGAAGGUCACAACAGAGACUGUUUUAAAUCUUCUUAGUCGAGCAUUUCUAUCAUGUGCCUGGGGAUCAAUUGGAAUCGCCACAAAUGAAACCUACCCUACAGUUAUCAGGGGUUUAGGAUUUGGAGCUUCCAAUGUUAGUGCAAGAGUAGGAGCUAUGUUAGCUCCCUUUCUACUGAACUUUGAAGAGGGACCGACUCUCGCCUUAGCUACCGUUGGAGGCUCGCUGCUACUCGCCGCUUUAGCAGUCUGUUUCCUGCAGGAGACAUCAGGGAAAGCUUUGAAAGAAUUCAUCGCAGAUGUUGGGAAAACAGCUGACAAACAGAGGGAAAAUGAGAGCCCUCAAGCCAACGUAUAUGUCACCAAAAAUGACGCAAAUACCAAUGACGUUGUUGGUGACGGCGGAGGCGCCGCUUGCAAGAACGAGAGCUCUAGGUUGUAG
Candidula unifasciata is the source of this 455-nucleotide messenger RNA. The record is from the annotation of a GenBank genome assembly. Lineage: Eukaryota; Metazoa; Mollusca; Gastropoda; Stylommatophora; Geomitridae.